Molecule: messenger RNA, 495 nt
Organism: Tetrahymena thermophila SB210
Lineage: Eukaryota; Ciliophora; Oligohymenophorea; Hymenostomatida; Tetrahymenidae
Exons: 1
Source: RefSeq, a predicted model, not a curated record
AUGAAGAAAGAACAAAUUAGACAACAACUCUAAGAAUAAAACGCUGCUGCUGCUUAAGCAAAAAUUGAAAGAAGAAAUCGUAAAAUAAAAAAAAUUUCUCCUAAAUUACAAUAAAAGCUUUGCCGCUCCUUAUAAAGUUAUAUUCGCUCUAGCUCUUUCUAGCCUUGCUAAAUUGAAUCUAUGAAAUUAAAUCUUUUCUUAGCAGCUUAAAAAUCUAAAGAAUAGCUUGAAAAUGAGCUAGAAUAAAAUCGUGUCGAAAUUAACGAAUGUACUAAAAAAUCUGACCUUGUAUGCAGAGUAGCUCAUGGGCGUACUUUCGGUAAAAUUGUAAAAAAGUGCCCCACCUGUCGUACAGGCUAACUUCAACUAGAAAUUGAAGAAGGAAGGUACAUUUGCUAAUACGACGAUAGCCUAAACUGCUACCCAUAAUAAAACUGCGGAUUAGCCUAUGAUUUUUCUGAAAUAGAACACAUAAACUGGAUUAAUUCUAAUUGA